UAAGGGCAGGAAUGGAGGCAGGAACAAGCACGGACGUGGACACGUCAACUUCAUUCGAUGCUCUAACUGCGGAAAAUGCUGCCCCAAGGUGAAAUAGAUGAGACGGCGGAGGUGAUAGCUAAAGCUCUAAUUAGAAAUUAUCCUGACUUUGAGUUCAAGGUCUAUUAUCCUGCUGUUAAAGAGCAGAGGAAGCUAAAGAACGGGUCUAUCUCGGUAAAACUAAAGCCUCUUUUUCCAGGUUAUGUCUUCCGAAAUUGUGUCAUGAACAAAGAGAUCCAUGACUUCAUAAGAGAAGUUGAUCGUGUUGGAGGUUUUGUUGGAUCCAAAGUUGGAAACACGAGAGGGACUGGAGGUGCUACAUGCUCACCGUAUCAUUCAUCGCGAUCUCAAACCUGAGGGUAAACUGCUUACAAGAGCUGGUGAUAUUUCUGAAUUUGCCAUGCCAGACUCGAUGAAGAUUUCUCAGUAAAGACUUUUGAGCUUGUUUUCAAGCUAUGAGUCAUAUUUUGCACGAUGAUUUAAUAUAGGCUAUUUAUGUAAAAGUUUGUAAACAAUUUAUGUAUCUCUCUACUAUUUUGGUGAAUGUAU
This is a messenger RNA of Asparagus officinalis (garden asparagus), 588 nucleotides long. RefSeq lists its product as uncharacterized. The record is from RefSeq and is a predicted model, not a curated record. Lineage: Eukaryota; Viridiplantae; Streptophyta; Magnoliopsida; Asparagales; Asparagaceae. Gene Ontology annotation, biological process: DNA-templated transcription elongation; transcription elongation-coupled chromatin remodeling. The coding region runs from base 76 to 396 and encodes 106 amino acids. The transcript is spliced from 4 exons.